CGGCCACUCCAGCCUCCUCAGCCGGCGGCGUCGGAGCGCGCGCGAGUGAGCGAGCGAGCGUCCUUUGGGCACCUCCGAGUGCGCCUUUCCGAGCGCGCGGAAGAGCUCGCGCGCUGAGGCUAAGGGCAGGCGGAGGGAGCGGGAGCGCGAGGUAGUCCCCCCGCCCGCUUCCCUCCUCGGCUUUGCUGAGGCCGGCAAGAAGCAGCAGCAACAGCAGCAGCUGCUGCCCCUGCCGCCUGGUUGGCUUGCCGCUGCGCCGCGUGCUCGAGCCGGAGGCUGCUUUGCGAGCGCCCCGCCGCCCCGCUCCAGCCAAAGGAGCCGGCGCUGGGCUCGCGGCAGCCGAGGCAGCCCUGGCUCUCGGGGGAGCGACCCUGUGCAUGCUGCCACACGCAUGUGCGGGCGAAGGCUCCGGGAUCGGAGCCGCUGCCUCGGCGGGCAUGAAAUGUGCGCUCCUCGGGCUGGCGAAAUCGCCCAGCAAGAAAGGCGCCGCUGAAUGGCCGAGGGGGGAGCGGGAGGAAGAAGGCGAGGAAGAGCCGGCCGGAGCCAGGAGCCCCAGCCGCUGCUUGCCCAGCAUGCUGAGGAAGGUGGAAAGACAUGAUAUGAAUACCCUCAGCCUGCCUCUUAAUAUUCGCCGGGGAGGUUCGGACACCAACCUCAACUUCGAUGUACCUGAUGGUGUGUUUGAGUUUCACAAAGUAAAACUCAGUGCGGACAGUUUGAAGCAAAAGAUUCUGAAAGUUACGGAGCAGAUCAAAAUAGAACAAACAGCUCGGGAUGGGAACGUGGCAGAGUAUUUGAAGCUCGUGAACAGUGCGGACAAACAACAAGCGGGUCGAAUUAAACAAGUAUUUGAAAAGAAGAAUCAAAAGUCUGCCCAUUCCAUAGCCCAGUUGCAGAAGAAAUUGGAACAAUAUCACAGAAAGCUCAAAGAGAUAGAACAAAAUGGUUCCUCCAAAAGUACCAAGGAUACUUCCAAAGACAGCCUGAAGGAAAUCCAACAUUCCCUGAAAGAUGCCCAUGGGAAAUCUCGUACUACUGGCCAGGGCAAUGAGAGCAGCAAAACAGGUGUUCCAGGAGUCUCCUUGACACCACCAGUGUUUGUUUUCAGCAAGUCCAGAGAGUUUGCAAACCUGAUCCGGAAUAAAUUUGGUAGUGCUGACAAUAUUGCUCACUUAAAGAGCAGCCUGGAUGAUUUUAGGCCAGAAACUACUUCCAGGGCCUACGGCGGAAGUGCUACUAUAGUGGCCAAGCCAAAAUACACCAGUGAUGAUGAGUGCUCAAGUGCAACAUCUGGCUCUGCGGACAGCAAUGGAAACCAGUCCUUUGGCCAUGGUGGAACAAAUGCUCUGGAAAGCCAUGGGAAACUAUCGAUUCUCUUUGAGGGACUGCGGGAAAUAAAGGAAGCACAAUCCCAGUUGGCAGAUGACAUUGAGAAUUUAAAAGUACAAUUCAAAAGAGAGUAUGGCUUUAUUUCUCAAACGCUGCAGGAGGAAAGGUACAGGUAUGAGCGAUUAGAAGACCAGCUGAAUGAUCUAACAGACCUCCACCAGCAUGAGACAGCCAACUUGAAGCAAGAACUUGCUAGUAUUGAAGAAAAGGUGGCGUAUCAGGCCUAUGAACGGUCGCGAGAUGUUCAGGAAGCUUUGGAAUCUUGCCAAACACGGGUCUCUAAGCUGGAGAUUCAUCAGCAAGAACAGCAAGCCCUGCAGUCAGAAACCGUUAAUGCCAAAGUCUUGCUGGGGAAAUGUAUAAACGUAGUCUUGGCCUUCAUGACCGUAAUCCUAGUGUGCGUCUCCACCAUAGCCAAGUUUAUAGCUCCUAUGAUGAGAAGCCGUUUCCAUAUCAUUUGCACCUUCUUCGCAGUAACUCUUCUUGCAAUUUUAUGCAAAAACUGGGAUCACAUUGUCUGUGCCAUAGAAAAGAUGAUCAUACCAAGAUGAAUCCACAAUGCCCAGAGCAUUUUUGUUUUUAAAAGAAGAAAUACUUCUAAACAAACUACCAAAUCUUUAAUUUUGCAGUUUACCUGUGCAGACUAAAUGAAGACUUUUCUAUUGGGUAUUAAAAUGUGAUGGUGAUAACUCCUGGCAGUGUAUUUCACCUCAUCAGUCACCUUAUACGAAAUGAGGUGAAUCUGUUAUAGACUAAUUACUUGUGUAAAUCUUUCUGCCUUAAUCUAAUCUACUUUUUCUACGCUGCAGAAAUCCUGAACAGUCAAGUCUUGAAUACAUGAUCUAAACUAGACUGGGGUUUAGGAGAAGAAUAGUAUAAAUAAGAAACAGCAAUCCUAGUUGGGAGGUUGCAUAUUCAUGAACAGUCACCUGCAUCAUUCCACUUUACAUAGUAGCUACUGUUUGUUCCCUUAUGAAGCAUAUGCAAACAGUAAGCUGAGAUUUACACACCUUGGAGAAGUGCACAUUUUUGGCAUCUCCUGAAGACAGAUAUUUAUAAGGUAGAAACUGUGAUGGAGUUUAUUAUCUCGCUUGCCUGCUGCUGACAUUGGCCCAAUAAGUCAAAGAGGAUUCUUACUUAAACCUUGCCCCAAAAUUGUUUUUGCCUUACAGUUUAGUUUAUAUUAAAUAUUAUAUUCCAUUCCACUUCUGUUUCAUGAUCUUAAAUAUAUAUACAUAGCUGUCCCAACUGUUGAAUAAAUGAGGAUCUGCCAAUCAUGUGGUCCAAACAUGGGUAUUUAUCUCUUUUUGAUAAAUCUAUGUUGUCUAAUGGGAACUACUUUUUGGCUGAAAUGCAGUGAUAGGAGUCGCUCAUCACAUCGCUUUAGAAACCUGCAGCUGUCUAGUGACUGAUGUUGCCAUGAGCAAAUAAGAACAAUAGCAUGCAGUCCAAACAGUAUAAUCUUUUCAGCUUUUGUUUUCAUUUUUCCUGUCCUUGGUUGUUUUUUUUUUUUACUUUUAACCACUAAAAUAUAUUGUCUGAUGUAUUUCUCUGGUGAUAAUUUGUGAUGCUCUCCCAACAUCUAGCUAUAGCAGGGCAGUAUUUUCAAAUCAAUGUCUUUAGCCUAAAAUAAUACCGCAAUCACUGUGAAGUUUGUAUUGAAAUAAAACUUCAUGUAUGAAAAUACUUGUAUAAGAUAUGUGAAUAAAUAUGGUUAGGAAGUGAAAAGGUGAGAAAUACAUUAAUGGUGCUUUUUUUGUUUGUUUAAAAAACGAUGAAAAGGCAUCUGCCAAUUUAAUUAUCAGCACUGGUUGCAGAAGAAUGUUGUAACAGUAAUUUGCUUGAAUUCUAAUGAAUUUCCCUGUUGCACAUGUUCCAUUAAUUUUAAUGGGGUUCACACUAGAGAAUGAUGAAACUGUUAAGUUUCAGUUUCUCGUGAGUUUCACAUUUUUAUAAUUUUAAGUUUAGUUUACCACAUUUCUGCAUCCAUUUGCUAUUUUAUGUUUUGGUUAUGCAUUUUACAGUAAUGCACAUUUCCCCCUAAUAUAUGCAUUUUUGUACACAUGUUUGGGUUGGAGAACUGCAUCAUGAAAAUUAACAGAACUGUGAAUUUUGAAAGCUACCUGUAUUUAAAUUCACGUACAUUGUUUCAGGAAGUGUGAAUAAGGUAUGUUCACAUUGGGCUCUUCCAUACUGUAGUUUAAUGGGAACAGUAAGUUUUCCUGUACUUUCAUUAAUUUUCCAUUGUCCAUAUGAUGUUCUCCUCCGAAUCACUGACCUCCCUCAGUUUGGAUUCUUUCAUACCAGGGAUGCUCCAAAAGGAGAGGGUGUGAGAAAAUCUGGAGGAGGAUAGACUGUGACUUGGAAGAGAAUGCCAUGUGGACAAUGGAGAAUUAAUGGAGGUACAGGUAGGUUACUAUUGACAUUAAACAAUGGCAUGGAUGAGUCCAUUAAGAUGUGAACCAAACCAGAUUUCUCCCUCAUCUCUACCUCACACAGGAGAAACUGUGCUCGAAGGGCACUUCCAGAUGCAGGCAUCUGCCUAUGAAUGUAAUUGUGUAGAAGACUAGCACUGUGCUGUUGCCAGCCUGCUAUAGUAAGAAUCCUGCCUGUCAUGGUAGGAUCAGGGCUAGUGUUUACUUAGCAGUUUUAGUGCUAGGAAAGCAAUAGUGGCAGCACUUGCGAGAAUUGUAUUUUGCUGAACAGUGAAGGCUUAGUAAAGGCUGUGCAGUUCUCCUGAGAAAAGCCCAAUGUUUGGAAAGCCCCCUUGAGGCUUGGCAUAAUUUCAGGAGCUAAUUUGCUAACAAUGUAAAUACUGGUAAAGUUUGCACUUUAAAAAUGGUUAAAAAAAUCAAUAUGUGCAAUGUUUUGUUUUCAUGUUUUUUUAAAAACAAACAAAUGUGGAACUGAACUUGCUGACGAUAAAGGCUAAGACAUCUGUCUAUAUAAACAGCAUUGCUAACUAUAUCAGUAAUCAAGAAGACAAUGGAGACAACAGACAUAUAUUAUAAAAAAUGUCCUCCAUUUUCCUAUUUAUUCCCCGAUGUUCCCUUAUUGUUGCAUUAAAAUCUCUAAUUUGAGGGAGGAAGAGUGUGGGUGAGUGUACUGGGUCUGUCCCCCUCCAAUGUCAGAGCCUGUAGAGGCAUUGACCUCCAUGCCACAGAGGGAAGAACUUCUCAAGUGAAGAGUCUGGUCUUGCACAUGUAAACUCCCUGUAUGGGAUGUUGAUGGUUCCCACAAGGAGCUUCACCCAAUAGAAGAUGUCCCUCCUUCAGAUGUUUGCCUUCCCAAUACAUGGAAACAGUGUUGGAAGUGCAAUUUAUGGAAUAGGGCCAACAGGCUUGCUCCGCUUCUCCCCCUCAUACAAUUCAAGUAUGAGACAGAAUACCCAAAUAAACUGAAUUCUUUGCAAAAGAUCCCAAAGUACCCCUAUUUUUUUGGGGGGGGGAGACUAAACUGGGUGCCUUAAUCUACAUCAUAUCCUCUAAAAAUGUCAGGAUAAUAGUUUGUUCCUUUUAGGUUCUUUUCCCCAAACCUCCUUUGGACACAUUUGGCUAUUUUCUUUACCAGAUACGUUAAAGGCCAGGUUCAGUGACUCUGAUAGGGUUACCAUACACCCGGAAUUUCCCGGAUAUAGCUGCCAUUUGGCCCUCUGGGCAGAAAUCACUGAAGUGUCUGAGGAAAUCUGGAUGUAUGGCAGUCCAUGUCAGAAGUGUAGAUUUUGGCGAACUUUGCCCCACCCCAUCCCCAAAUCUCAACAACUCAAAUUCACGAGCGGACUUUCAAAUUUCAGUAGCACCCUGUGCGAGGCAAAAAGUUGGCACCUCCCCCAUCUCUCAACUUCCGUUCUGCUCAGUUCGAUACGUCAUAGUUGUGAUGCUGAGCAGCCUAGGCUCAGUGCCCAGUGCUGCCAUGCUGCCCUAAAUUCACCUCUGGUUCCACAAGUGGAAGCCAGUGCAAGGGAUCACACUAGCAUAACAGGGCUUCCCCUCUCCUCCCUCAAAUCUGCUCUGGAAAGCCGUGAGACCCCAAACAGCCUGCAGAGAGAAGAUCGUUCCUUGCCUGACAAAAUGAUCUCUUUAGCGUUAUGUGAAAUUCCACUGUAGGAGUUUAUCUCCUAUGUCCUCUUAAUCAUGAGUUGUUGCAUCUUGCUUAUGUAUUUUAACCGUAGCUAAAUUUGUUCCCAAAGUACCUUGCCUGAACAACAGCAAGUUUUUGCAGUAGCAUAUGUGCUGUUGUUUUAAAGCUAAUGUGCCAACUGAGUAAUUUCCCGACCCUCCCCAGCUCUGGCCCCAUGCGUUUCUUCUGGGUAAUGGCAUUUAUUUUUCUUGGGACUUUGUCCUGAGAUUACUUCCCUUCUGUUCAGGAGGAUUUCCCUUGUUUUGAUUACCAGCCCUUGUGACGCAGCUGUGGAACAUCUUGCUUUUCCUUUGGUUCAACAGUGCUUUCCCAUCUUUAUUCAUAUGAAUAGAACUGUAAAGUAUUGACAAUAGGGAUGUUCCAGACCGUGAACUAGACACUAUGCUCCAGACUCAGAAAGUUUUCUCUGUUAUACAUCUGUUUGCAUCAGGCAAUUUUAAAAACUGUUUCUCCCUACCUGCAAACUACUAAGGAUUCUCUUAUAUACUAUUUAAUUCUGACUCUAGUUUAGUAUCCUUUUCUCUUUUUUACCCCCCUCAGGUGCAACAGUCAUUUUUUCUUAAUGUAUCACCCAUUGCUGCAAAUGAGUAAUAUCUUGUUUACACUCUCCUAUUUUACAUGUAUAGUACUGCAGGCUGGCCUAUUGAGAUGAUAUGUAAAAUAUUGGGAUACUUUACGUUUUACAAAAUGUGGGAUUCACUUGUUAGUAGCUUUACUAUUUUGAAGAAGAAACAAAAAAGAUCAAACUUUAUACUGUUUCCUGUUUCUUACUAAUUUAUGGUGCAGUCUUCUAAGUAGUGAUAUAAACCACCAUUCAUCUCAGUGGAGCUUAUGUAAGAACUGUUGAAAUUAAUGGAGCUUGUGCAAUGCUUGACUCUACACAGAAGACACACUCUAGUGGGAAUUUUCCCUAUUUACAUAGGAAUGGGGAUAAUUCCAAAGGCUAUCCAAGUGAGUAGCACAUGUUAUGUCCAAACAGUGUCUUUGUUUACUUGAAACUUUCUUUAGACUAGCUGACAUCUCUGCAUUUUCUGUUCCUGGUCCUAUCUCAGUUCCAUACCAAAUAGCUAAGAUAAAUCCAACAUUUAACAGCUCACAUUAUUUUAGAUUUUGAUGCCACCAAAACACCUUCCAAACUGCAGAACAGAAUUAUAUUCCAAAAAUCUAUUAUGUGGCCCAGAAAAAUUAAUCUUCAACAUUUAUCCAAAUACACUGUCAUUAUUUCUGUGUCAGAUGUAGCUUGCUGUAUUUAUAUUGAUGCUGUAAUUAGCUAGCAUCUAAAUGAUAAAGUAGAAGAGUUUAGCAGUGCUGAACAGCAGCAGCAGGAUGUACAUUCAGGUUUGUAAGGAACAAAACCAUCACUGUUAAUUAACUCGGUGUAUAAUAAUGAUCUUGCCAAGUUUGUACAAUGUCACAGCACUUAACUGAGAUUGCACAGACUUGGUCCAGGGAUUAAAUGUAGCUGCCUAAAAAUAUUAGGUCACAACUUGCCAGCACAGUUCACAGAACCCUAAAGUCCCAUUGUAAAAUUAAAAAGCACUUGCAGACCUGGUUUUAAUUUAUUGCAAUAAGGACAUGCCUAAUUGAAACCAAUGUGAUCGUUCCAAAUGUAGGAACAGAGGACUCCUGAGUCUGAGGUAAGCCACUGUAGGAAAGGGGUAUAGAUAGACAUGCAAGACAAUUGCUGGGUACCUGAAGAAAUCCAUUACCAGCUUUCUUCUAGACAACAACUUGGAUGAUGGAAAAAAGUGAGAGGUGGGAAUCCAAUAGAAUUCAUGCCCAGAUACAGAUUAUAAGCAGACGUUGGGAGCCAUUGUAGCCAAUACUGGCUUGGCUAAGGGGAAGGUGCAUUGCAAUCUGAAGAGGGAGAGAGCAGAACAUUUUUAAGGCAUUAAUAUCUUAAAAAGGAGAAAUACCUAUUGCCCUUUGGCUGUUGUUUUUUUAAAAAUAGAAUCUUCAGUUACUUUAAACUUUCCCAGGCCUUUUGCCGUAGCACUGAUUUUGCUGGGCAGUUAUACUGAUGCCAGUGGAAGUCCCCCCAAGUAUUAUUGGAAAUUGGUAAGGAGGCUUUGACGAGCACAAGGACCAUAGCAGACCAUUGAGCACAGUUGCCCCCUUCAUUCCCCUCCCACCCCAAAAAACCCUCUGCAGUUUUUCAUGAGCAACUUCUGCAACUGCAGAACAUGUUAACGAAAGGCACAGAUGAAUAAGGUGGUCGUAACAUUCAAGUUGUUAGAGGGAUGCAAUGCAGAAUUUGAAAUUCUGCUGUGUGCAGACCUUUCAGUGAAAUUGAUAAUCCUCCUUAAGCCAAAAUAAUAGUAUAUAAAUCGUUUUGUUUCAAUUGACUGAAAUGGGAAUCACUUGAUUUUUAAUGGAGUGCUUGAAUUUACACCUGAUCCUAAGUAUAUUUAUUUUGAAGAAAGUUCUAAUGAUGUCAAUAGCAAACCAUUCCUCUUACAAACACAAUCUAUGCUGAUUUGUUAAUCAGAUUUUCACUCAAACAAACAAACAAACCUGGAAGUUACUUUUCCAAAAUAUUAAAAUAGGAAUGACCGUACCAUCAUCAAAUAAUUAAUCUACUAUAUUAGUAAUUUUUUUGGUGGUAUUGCAGUAACCAUAACUGGCACAAAACUAGUUGGUUCUAAUCAAAUUUGUACACAUCAAAACAAUGAUCUCUCUUAGAAUGUCAGGUCCCACAUUUUAGGAUUCCUUCAUAACAAAGCUUUGUUUUAGCCAAACUCAGCUUCUUUGUGGGUGUACUAGUCAGAGGUUUACAGAAACAUCCAAGGAACCAAAGUGAAUUAAGAGUAUACUCCCUUGGAACUGCCUUUCGUAUUCACUUUGUGACUUCUUGUUAUCUUUAUAAGACUUGUGUCUGCAAACAUGCAUGUGUUUGCACUCAUAUCCUGUUUAUGUGUAUGUGUAAAACUGUAAUGUGUGAUGCAGAUCUGAGUCAAAAGAUUUAACUGCUACAAUUUUCCCCCGCAACAGAAUCAUGAAUUCUCAUUUACCUUAUCAUCACCAUCAUUAUUUUGGCCUUGUAUAGUGUCUUCUUCAUGGAACACAAAGGUGCUUUUACUUUGUCAAAUUCUCAAUUAUACUAGGUCUUGCUACUUCACUACUGAAUAUAUUUAUAUAUAAUUUUAAAAAUCCAUACUUUAUGUUCUAAAUAUAAAUCAUCAAUGUAUUUUAUAAGACUGUUUAGCUUCUUAGAAAGAAUUUAAUGCUAAGAGUUAUAUAUUGCACUGUGUCAGUGUCUGCCUGGUUUGGUUAUAAAUGAAACGAUGUGACUAUAGAAUAAGGAUGUGCAAAGUAGAACUAAGCAGAUAGCAUGUUUACAUGUAAGCUAAUUCUGCAUUAAAAAUGAUUAUAGAUUUCAGGCAGAACCUUUCAGGUUCCUGAAAUACUCAUGGAACCUUUCAUGUCUUGAGUUAUCGUACAAAUCUAGGUUUAGAAUCUUUGUUCUCAGUAUGAAUUAAAACACUGUACAUACUGUUUGCAUGGUGACUGGUUGAGCUGUCAUGUAAGAUUUUAAUUUAUUGCAUAUGUUUAGUGAAUUAAGUUGUUCCUCAGACUUUUCCUUCCUCUUGUUUUUGUAAGUAAUGCCAAUUAGGCACUGUGGGGAAAGUCUACUUAAAAGUCUUCUGAACAAUCCAUUUUCACUGAAUGACAAUUUUGUCUCUGUAUAUGUAACAUACAGUGUAACCAUACCACUUACAUUUUGUGUGGCACUGUGUAAAUAUAAAUGUAUUUGCAUUCUUUAUUGUGUUCUGUAGAUUUCAUAAGGUGAUAAUGACUGCCCCAAGGAGCCACCUUUUAAAAAAAACAAAAUAAAGGUUUUUAAAUUUA
Messenger RNA from Podarcis muralis (Common wall lizard), 9378 nucleotides. It is a transcript of the gene TMCC3, whose product is annotated as transmembrane and coiled-coil domain family 3. The record is from RefSeq and is a predicted model, not a curated record. Lineage: Eukaryota; Metazoa; Chordata; Lepidosauria; Squamata; Lacertidae. Gene Ontology annotation, cellular component: endomembrane system.